AUGCCGAUGGUUAGAGUUGCGACGAAUCUUCCGGACGAGAAGGUCCCCCAAGAUUUUGAGAUUCGUCUCACUGACCUCUUGGCUCGUUCAAUGGGAAAACCAAGAGAAAGAAUUGCUGUUGAGGUCGCUGCUGGUGCUCGCCUCGUUCACGGAGCCACUCACGAUCCAGCAACGGUCAUUUCGAUCAAAUCGAUCGGAGCCGUGUCUGCCGAAGACAACAUUCGCCAUACCGCUGCGAUCACCGAGUUUUGUGGAAAAGAACUCGGUCUUCCAAAAGAUAAGGUUGUUAUCACAUUCCAUGACAUGGCACCAGUUACUGUAGGGUUCAACGGUACAACUGUCGCCGAAACAAACAAAUUGUGA
Caenorhabditis briggsae is the source of this 363-nucleotide messenger RNA. It is a transcript of the gene Cbr-mif-2, whose product is annotated as Protein CBR-MIF-2. The coding region runs from base 1 to 363 and encodes 120 amino acids. The transcript has 5 exons. The record is from RefSeq and is a predicted model, not a curated record. NCBI's taxonomy places the organism in Eukaryota, Metazoa, Nematoda, Chromadorea, Rhabditida, Rhabditidae. Gene Ontology annotation, molecular function: phenylpyruvate tautomerase activity; cytokine activity.